AUGGCGGAUGGUGACAAGCUGAAGCUGAAGUCCUCCCAGGGUGAGAUUUUUGAGGUCGAUCCUGAGGUUGCCACCAUGUCGACCCUGAUCAAGAACAUGGACAGUGGGACGGAUGAGGAGAUCCCGUUGCCGAACGUCAAGACUGCCAUACUCAGCAAGGUGAUUGACUACUGCAAGUAUCACAAGGACAACCCUCCCGAGGAGAUUCAAAAGCCGCUGAAGAGCACCAAUUUGGUGGAGUGCGGCGUGUCGGAGUGGGACAGCGAGUAUGUGAACAUUGAGCAGGAGGUCCUCUUUGAGUUGAUCCUGGCGGCCAACUACCUAGACAUAAAGAGCUUGCUGGACCUCACCUGCGCGAAAGUCGCCUCCAUGAUCAAGGGCAAAAACACCGAAGAAAUUCGCAAGCAGUUUAACAUCGUCAACGACUUUACCCCUGAAGAGGAGGCUCAGGUCAGGGAAGAGAAUCGAUGGUGCUUCUGGGGCGGAGGUGCAUGUCAGGGCGUCCCUGGCAUGGGGGCUCCUCCUGCACAGUUGGUGCUGCUCCGAGAGGUCGUGGGAGCAGGCCUGCCUGAUGAUGCACUGGCAUCGGCAUGGCAGCGGUCAGGUGGUGAUCUAGCUGCUGCAGUGAAUCUUCUCCUCGAUGCACCGGCAACAUCGGCGCCGGCACGGCCCUGCAAGACCAUAGAGAUUGAGUUAGAUGACUCGGAUGGCGAGGACCUGCUGGCAAAGCCAGUCGAGGGCAAAGUGCAGCUGCAGCCAGUAGCAUCAGAGGCACAAGCAGGUGCGCCAGCGCCAAGUGCCAGCAGCGGUAGCCGGGGCCAGGGCGGCCAGGGUAGCUUCCUGGGCCUAAUGAAGGCGAAGCCAGAACCGAGCGACCCCGGCCCCGCAACGAAGAAGCGACGGACUUCCGGACGCAGCUCGGAGACUGCGGCCAAGCCCGCCGGAACGCGCAGCCGCACUUGCAACAUCGAGUGGUCCAUGGCCUUGGGCAGUGUCCAGUUUAAAGCCUGGAGCACAGUCCGGCUCGGGGCAGAGCAGCGCUUCCCAACAGGGGAUGCCGACGGCAGCUUCGGACCGCUUCUGUGUCCGGGCCGGCGCCUGGAGCUGAGGUGGGCCGUUGAGGCCAAGAAGUCACGGGCCCGGCCUGGCACAGCUUCGUCGCAGGUGGGUGCAGAGACAGGAACUAUCCGCUUCGACGCUUGUGGUCAAGAGGUGGGCCGUUUCUCAGCGGAUGCGAACAAGACUUUGGUUCCACUCCUCGCCCGGCGGCUCAUCGACGUGGAGGCGGUGGUUGGCCGCGAUCCACCCCGAGCUCUGGACUUGGGCACCGACCUGCCAGUCGUGGUGCGCGUGUCCUUGCGGUCGGUUGCCUUGCGAACCCCGGGGCAGAGCACCAGCACUGCCAGCAGGGCCAGCACUCUCAGUGCCCCGACUGGCCAGUCCGCGGAAGCAGAGAAUGCAAAAAGCAAGUCCAAGGGACAGAACCAGAAAGCCGUGCACAAAGAAGAGGCUGACAAAGAAAUUCAGCGUACGUCCACAAGCAUGUUAUUGGACAAGUUGAAAUUGCCCUGCCGUCGGCGCGCUGCCUUCGAGGGCGACGUGACGAUCAAUACGGCGGAUGAGCCUCCGUCCAAAGCCGAAGGCCAAGGAGGCAUGGAGGAGGAGCCGGAGGAGGAAGAGGAGAUGUCCAAAGUUGCUGCAGCUCAGCUAGGUAGAAGUGACCAAUUGGAGCGACAUGAUCUGCCCGGGAUCGUGUUGCCAAGUGGCAUUUUUGAGACGAGGCUGAGACCAUACCAGGCUCAGGCAGUGUUCUGGAUGUGGCAAAGGGAGAACCCCACAUCGUCCCUGCCAUCGUGCUUCAAGAAUUCUGAUCCCCACAGAGACGAAGAGGUUGAGGCCUGUGCAAGUCCAAAAAUGUCACAAGCCGCACAGGAGCCACCGCAAGAAAGGCAGCUGCAUCCCAUGUGGGAUGAGUAUGAGCUGCCGGAGGAGACAGGUCCACUGCCCGGAGGCAAAGAGUCGACACGCUACUUGUACUACCAUCGCACAACCGGCGCCUUGUCGCUCGACUUUCCAGAUGCGGCUCUGGCGCAUUGCCGUGGGGGCAUACUGGCUGAUGACAUGGGUUUGGGCAAGACCGUUAUGUGUCUAGCGCUGACUGCGCUGGAUUACGGCCCUGGCAGCUUGCCAACAGCUCGGAAGGCGGCGCCGGAGCUUCGAAUGCUGGAGGAAGCAGACCCUUCGUCUAACCAGAAGAACGCAUUCUUUCAGGGGCAAGACGUAGGAGGCGUUGGUGGCGUUCUUGUUGUAGCGCCGCUCUCGCUGAUUCGGCAGUGGUUCUCGGAGGCUCAGAAGCACUUCUUCGAUUCAGCCGUCCCAUCGAUCCAUGAGUUCCAUGGUUCAGGCAAGAACAUCUCCUUGGAGCAGCUGCGCAACACCGGGAUCGUUUUGACCACCUACAACACGCUGGCCUCCCAACGACAGGAUUCAUUGCUUUUCCAGGUGUACUGGAGGAGAAUCAUCCUCGAUGAGGCCCAUAGCAUCAAGAACCGUUGCAGCAGGCAAGCACAGGCGGCUUUCCAGCUGCGAGGCUUCUGCAGAUGGUGUGUCACCGGCACGCCGCUUCAGAACAGUGUAGAGGAGCUCUACUCCACGGUACGAUUCUUGCGUGUGGAGCCUUGGUGUGCGUGGCCAUGCUGGCGCAAAGCCGUUGCGAUCCCACUGGAGCGUGGGCGGCACGGUGAUCCCGAUGCCAUGUCACAGGCACUGGACACUGCUCGGCGCAUUGUGACACCGUUGAUUCUGCGGCGGACGAAAUCCACUCCGCAACUGGAUCCAAUCAUGGCUGACGCGCUCGUGCGCGAGCAGAUCAGCGAGUUCUACGAGACUUUCAAGCUCUUUGACGAGGACAAGGAUGACAAGCUAUCCUUGAAGGAGUUUGGGACUUUGCUCAGUUCGCUUGGCCAAAACCCGACUGAACAAGAGCUGCAAGACUGGAUUGGUGGUGACGGGGAGCAUGACACUCGCAUCGACUUCCACACCUUCCUGUCCCUCAUGUCCAGAAAGCUCAAGGAGACAGACACGGAAGAAGAACUCAUCGAGGCGUUCAAGGUCUUUGACCGCGAUCGCGACGGCUUCAUUUCUGCUAGCGAGCUUCGAACAUCCAUGACGAACUUGGGCGAAAAACUCAACGACACGGAGGCAGUAGCAAGAUACUAG
Messenger RNA from Symbiodinium sp. CCMP2592, 3219 nucleotides. Lineage: Eukaryota; Dinophyceae; Suessiales; Symbiodiniaceae. The record is from the annotation of a GenBank genome assembly.